AUGUUUGUUGUGCCUAUCAGAAUCAGACAAGGCGUUCCACUAACGUUGUAUAAUCUGUAUGGUGGUGCUACUCAGUUAAAAGACUUUUGCAUGGAUGUUAGUGAUUUUUGAAAGUUUUACAGAGUAGUUUAUACUUACUUUCUAUUGUAUAUUUUACUUACAAGAAAAGUAGAUUUAAAAUUAUUUAUUUUUGGUAAUAUUUACAAUAAAAAUAUUAUUGAUCUAGAUGUAUUGUCUCGGAACACAAGAUUACCGAACGCAACCACACAAUCUUACUUUGCCCGAAACACUAGUACCUGGUAUGGUAAACUAUCAAUACUUAUAUACAGUUUUUAAAAUAUACUUUGACUUUCUAAGUACCAGUAUCAAAUAUUAUUUGGUUGUUCACUUAAUUCUGUGCCAUUCUCAAAGAAAUGUUUGGAAAUAAGGGCACACAAUUAAUUGAAUAACUUAAUAAUAUAGAAUAUUGUACUUUUACCAAUUCUUUUACAGGAAUGAAGUUGACGAUCGAUGCCAUAGCCUUCAAGAAACAGUUCACCAUGUCUCUGCUCGACGAUGAUGACAAUAUUGUAGUCUUUAUUAUUGUGGUAAUUUUUAUGUGAGAAUUUUUAGUUAUAUUUUCAUAUAACAUUAUAUAGAAGUUUGUUCAAUUAAUUCAGUGCCUUCUCUCAAAGCAAAUUUACAAAGUUUGAGGCACGGAAUUAUUUGAACAACUUAAUAAAUAAGCAAUUAUCUUACGAUUCUUGACUGUAACGUAACAUAACUUGUAGUAUGAUGGCGCGAUGAUGUUCAACUGCUGUGUCGCACCGUGCAAAGGAUUAGACCCGAACAAUGAAAUAGUACUGGCCAAAGACAGUACAAAUGUGAUGACUUUUAAUGAAAUGUCCAAGUUCGAAUUUUUUUACUGGAGGUCGUCAAAUAUGCAAUUUAUAAUUAACGACGACAUCAAGUUCUACUUACCCAUUAAGAUCAACCCUGGGGGUGGAUUGACUCAGUUCAAAAAAGAUGGGUUUUUGCAGCUGGACUAUGUCUGUAUGAAGAUUGCCGAGUAA
This is a messenger RNA of Bursaphelenchus okinawaensis, 1052 nucleotides long. The record is from the annotation of a GenBank genome assembly. NCBI's taxonomy places the organism in Eukaryota, Metazoa, Nematoda, Chromadorea, Rhabditida, Aphelenchoididae.